Molecule: messenger RNA, 1686 nt
Organism: Rangifer tarandus platyrhynchus (Svalbard reindeer)
Lineage: Eukaryota; Metazoa; Chordata; Mammalia; Artiodactyla; Cervidae
Source: the annotation of a GenBank genome assembly
AUGACAACCUCCUGGAGUGAUCGGUUACAAAAUGCGGCAGAUAUGCCUGCUAACAUGGAUAAACAUGCCCUGAAAAAGUAUCGGCGAGAAGCCUAUCAUCGGGUGUUUGUGAACCGGAGUUUAGCCAUGGAAAAAAUAAAGUGUUUUGGUUUUGACAUGGAUUAUACACUCGCUGUGUACAAGUCCCCGGAGUAUGAGUCCCUUGGCUUUGAGCUUACCGUGGAGAGAUUAGUUUCCAUUGGCUAUCCUCAGGAGCUUCUCAGCUUUGCAUAUGACUCUACAUUCCCUACCAGGGGACUAGUAUUUGAUACACUGUAUGGAAAUCUUUUGAAAGUUGAUGCCUAUGGAAACCUCUUGGUCUGUGCACAUGGAUUUAACUUCAUAAGGGGACCAGAAACUAGAGAGCAGUAUCCAAAUAAAUUUAUUCAACGAGAUGACACUGAAAGAUUUUACAUUCUGAACACACUAUUCAACCUACCAGAGACCUACCUGUUGGCCUGCCUAGUAGAUUUUUUUACUAAUUGUCCCAGAUAUACCAGCUGCGAAACAGGAUUUAAAGAUGGGGACCUCUUCAUGUCUUACCGGAGUAUGUUCCAGGAUGUAAGAGACGCAGUUGACUGGGUUCAUUACAAGGGUUCCCUUAAGGAAAAGACAGUUGAAAAUCUUGAGAAGUAUGUAGUCAAAGAUGGAAAACUGCCUUUGCUUCUGAGCCGGAUGAAGGAAGUAGGAAAAGUAUUUCUUGCCACCAACAGUGACUAUAAAUAUACAGAUAAAAUUAUGACUUACCUGUUUGAUUUCCCACAUGGCCCCAAGCCUGGGAGCUCUCAUCGGCCGUGGCAGUCCUACUUUGACCUGAUCUUGGUGGACGCACGGAAACCACUGUUCUUUGGAGAAGGCACAGUACUGCGUCAGGUGGAUACUAAAACUGGCAAGCUGAAAAUUGGUACCUACACGGGCCCCUUACAGCAUGGCAUUGUCUACUCUGGGGGUUCAUCUGAUACAAUUUGUGAUCUGUUGGGAGCCAAGGGCAAAGACAUUUUGUAUAUUGGAGAUCACAUUUUUGGGGACAUUUUAAAAUCAAAGAAACGGCAAGGGUGGCGAACUUUCUUGGUGAUUCCUGAACUCGCACAGGAACUGCAUGUCUGGACCGAUAAGAGUUCACUUUUCGAAGAGCUUCAGAGCUUGGAUAUUUUCUUGGCUGAACUCUACAAGCACCUUGACAGCAGCAGCAAUGAGCGCCCAGAUAUCAGCUCCAUCCAGAGACGUAUUAAGAAAGUAACUCACGACAUGGACAUGUGCUACGGGAUGAUGGGGAGCCUAUUCCGCAGUGGCUCCCGGCAGACCCUCUUUGCCAGUCAGGUGAUGCGCUAUGCUGAUCUCUAUGCAGCAUCGUUCAUCAACCUGCUGUAUUAUCCAUUCAGCUACCUCUUCAGAGCUGCCCAUGUCUUGAUGCCUCAUGAGUCAACAGUGGAACACAUACAUGUAGAUAUCAAUGAGAUGGAGUCCCCGCUCGCCACCCGGAACCGCACAUCAGUGGAUUUCAAAGAUACCGACUACAAGCGGCACCAACUGACACGGUCAAUUAGUGAGAUUAAGCCCCCCAAUCUCUUCCCACUGGCCCCCCAGGAAAUUACACACUGCCAUGACGAAGAUGAUGAUGAGGAGGAGGAAGAAGAGGAGGAGUGA